AUGGAAUAAAACCGUAUAGUAAACAUAAAACAAGUUGAACUUGUUAUAGAUGAAUUAAAAUGCAACGUGUGUGAUUGCAUAAUCGAAUGCCCAGUAAUGUGUAAAGAGUGUUAAAGUCAUUUUUGUUGGAAAUGUAUUCGUUAAUGGUUAGAAACACCAGGUUCAAACAAAAAAUGUCCUAGUUGUAGAUCUUUAUGGAAAGAAAAAGAAGGCACAUUAUUAAUGAAAAACUUGUUAAGGAAAUUGCAAUUUUUAUGUUUUCAUAAAGACAAGGGAUGUGAUAAAAUAUUAAAUUAUGAAGAUAUUAUUUAACAUGAGACCAGAAAUUGCGAUUUUGCAACUAGAAUAUGUCCUUUUGGUUGUAAAUAAAAAGUAAUGACAAAAGAUUUAUAAAAUCAUAAAGCGGAAUGUCCAAAUAUCGUAUCAUAUGAACUUAAAAUGAGAAAAUCAAGUAGUUCAAGAAAAGAGAGCAUAAAUAUAUCCCAAAAUAACGAAUUCAAUCCUUUUACGAAUUUGAAAAUUUUACGAUAAAUAGGAUUUUAAUGGGAAAUACAUUUCAAAUUGGAUAAUUGUAAGAAUUUUUCGUUAGAUUUUCCUGGAAUGGGUUGGAAAAAAAUAUUUAAUUUUGUUUAAGGUUUGAGUGGGGUGGCUCCCGAUGAAUAAUUUAAUAGAUUAAAGGGUAAAGGAGAAUUCGAAUAAUAUGGAAUUUUAGGUUGGACUUAUUCUUUAGAAAAUUAAUAACUUAAAUAAAGUUUACUUAAAUGUUUAGUUUGCUCAAAUAAAUUAUAAGAAGCUAUUGAAUAAUUUAAAUAGAGAAUUGAUUAUUUAAUAUUAUGUGAAUAGGAUGAAGUUUAAGAAUAUAGUGAUGAAGAAAUUGAAAACUAGGCUGAUUAUAAUUAUAUGAUUUUAAAUUAGAUGAUUGGAUCAAUUAUUACUUCGAAUUAGAAUAAUAAAAAUAAAAAAAAGAAGCUGUAUAAUGAUAAUUUUUUAUAAGAUAAUUUAUGUUUAAUUAGAGAAAUCGGUAUUAAUUGGGUUGAACAUCUUUGUAAUUGCUAUAAUAAAAAUAUAUAAAUCGAUAUAAGAGGUUGGGAUCUUUUAGAAGACUUUGCAAUGGGAUUAAAAGGUACUGCCAGUGAUAAAUGGUUUUUAGAUCUUUCUAAUGAAAAUGAUAAUUUAAUUUGUUGGAGGGAAAUUCUUAUUAGUGAUGAUUUUGAUAUUGAACUUAGAAAAUGUAGUUUUUGUAUUUAAAUUAGAGAUAAAAUUGUCGUUUUGUUCAAAACUAGAAUCGAUAGAUUACUUUCUAUUGAACAUAAAAAAGCUAAUCUUUGA
Messenger RNA from Ichthyophthirius multifiliis, 1329 nucleotides. RefSeq names its product traf-type zinc finger family protein, putative. The record is from RefSeq and is a predicted model, not a curated record. Gene Ontology annotation, cellular component: anaphase-promoting complex. Gene Ontology annotation, molecular function: zinc ion binding; cullin family protein binding; ubiquitin protein ligase activity. The transcript has 4 exons. Lineage: Eukaryota; Ciliophora; Oligohymenophorea; Hymenostomatida. Gene Ontology annotation, biological process: anaphase-promoting complex-dependent catabolic process.